Panicum hallii is the source of this 1471-nucleotide messenger RNA. Its product is annotated as ubiquitin fusion degradation protein 1 homolog. Lineage: Eukaryota; Viridiplantae; Streptophyta; Magnoliopsida; Poales; Poaceae. The transcript is spliced from 10 exons. Gene Ontology annotation, molecular function: polyubiquitin modification-dependent protein binding. The record is from RefSeq and is a predicted model, not a curated record. Gene Ontology annotation, cellular component: VCP-NPL4-UFD1 AAA ATPase complex. Bases 177 to 1112 code for a protein of 311 amino acids.
UCCACCGUCCACCAACCAAGCGCGACUGCGCGAGCGCCUCUCCUUCUUCUUCCCGAAGAAACAGAGACGGGGGUGUCCCCUCUACUCUUCUCUGUCUCAACUCCGCUACUGCCGCAAGAUCCACCGGGUCGUCGAUUUCUCGGGAGCAGAAGGGGUUAACCUUCGUGUUGGAAACAAUGUACUUUGAAGGCUAUGGCUACCGUGGAAGCACUUUUGAGCAGACAUAUCGCUGCUAUCCUGCAUCUUUCAUUGAUAAGCCACAACUUGAGGCCGGUGACAAAAUUAUUAUGCCGCCGUCGGCUCUUGAUCGUCUUGCAUCUCUGCAUAUUGAAUAUCCUAUGCUUUUUGAAGUCCACAAUGCGGCAGCAGAACGGACUUCACAUUGUGGUGUCCUGGAGUUCAUUGCAGAAGAAGGCAUGAUUUACAUGCCAUAUUGGAUGAUGCAAAAUCUUCUUCUGCAAGAGGGAGAUAUGGUGUUCAUAAAAAAUGCCAACCUCCCCAAGGGCACAUAUGUCAAGUUGCAGCCUCAUACAACAGACUUUUUAGAUAUCUCAAACCCCAAAGCAAUCUUGGAGAAAACUCUGCGGAACUUUUCUUGUCUAACCACAGGUGACAGCAUUAUGGUAGUGUAUAAUAACAAGAAGUACUACAUUGAUAUAGUGGAGACAAAACCUUCCAAUGCUAUAAGUAUUAUUGAGACUGAUUGUGAGGUUGACUUUGCUCCACCACUUGACUACAAAGAACCUGAACCAGUAAAACCUGCUGGUCCUGCAAACAUGGAGCCUGCUACCGAGGCUCGUGCUGAAGAAGAACCAAAGUUCAUUCCCUUCACUGGUUCCGGAAGGCGUCUGGAUGGGAAGGCUUCCAAAGAUAAAGAUGUGCUGGCCUCAUCCCAAGCAAAACGACAAGCUAAUGCGGCCAAUAGUGUCCAGCCAUCAACAGCCACCACAUCACAGGGCAGUUCGUCGCGUAAGACCACAGGAAAGCUUGUGUUUGGCUCCGGUGGAAGUCGAGCUGAUAAGGCACCUGAGAAGGAAGCAAAGGAAGAACCAAAGAAAGAAGAACCAAAGUUCUCGGCGUUUACGGGAAAGAAAUACUCACUGAGGGGCUGAAUAAAUAGCCAGAUAAUGUAUUAUCAGUAUUUACAGCGCCAGACAUGAUCAGGGAGAAGGUAGCUUUACAUAUCAGUAGUGGCUCCACUGCGGCUGAUAAAGGAUCACAAUUCUACACAGCAGAAACAUUCAACUUUAAGAUGCCACUAACACAACCAAGGAUGGCCAUCCCACAGAACAGGGAUAAUUAGCGAGGAGCACAUCAAGUUCAUAUCUGUCUAUGGAUUUUUGUUUAACUUCCAUGUACAUAUUACCGUCUUCUUUACUGUUAUUUGCGUCGCCUGAUUGGGACGUGACUGUAGGGUGACUUAUUUCCCUUUCUUAAAAAUUUCAGUGAACAGCACAUCUAGUUACAGCAA